AUGAGUGAGGGUGCCACCUCGCCGGCGCUGGAGCCGGAGGUGGCGCCUUUUCCGGACAACGACGACCUCCAUCGGGAGAUCUUUCUCCGUCUCCCGCCGCUCCCCUCGUCGCUGCCCCGCGCCUCCCUCGUCUGCAAGCGCUGGCGCCGCCUCCUCUCCGACCCCGCCUUCCUCCGCCGCUUCUGCGCCCACCACCGGGCGCCUCCCCUCCUCGGAUUCUUUGCCGACGAAGACGGCGACAUCGAGUUCGUGCCCACGCUGCGCCGGCCCGACCGCAUCCCCGGCGUGCGCUUCUCCCUGCCGCGGCGCGGCGACGACUACUUGAGCUUCCUCGGCUGCCGCCACGGCCUCGCCCUCCUCGUCCGAGGCCGUGGUGUGGAACCCCGUCACCGGCAGCCAGUGCCGCGUGCCUUUCCCACCGGAGUUCAACAAAAGACACGUCUACCACAAAGGCGCCGUGCUGAGCUCCUCAGGCGAUGGCCACGUGCACGUGACAUCCUUGAGUUUGAUUUGGAUGGCCAGAGUCUAGCCAUGAUUCAGAAGCCAGAGGACCCCCGUGUUACAAACAAUUCAGGCAUUCAGGCCCUGCGAGUAGAAGGUAACAAGCUUGGCCUUGCAACUUUGUCAAAGCUGAGCAUCCAAUUGUGGCAGAGAGAGACCAAUUCAGAUGCUGCUGGCAGGUGGGUGCCAUGGAAAACUAUUGAACUAGACAAGCUCCUUCCACUAAGUCGGUUAAUGAGGAUAUGGCCAACAACGAUUCUGGGGUUUGAUGAGGAUAGCAAUGCUUUCUUUAUUUGUACGAGUGUUGGCAUCUACAUGAUCCAGCUUGAGUCAACACAGUUCACGAAACUUUUCGAAGGCGAUUCGUUUACUGCCUAUUAUCCCUACACAAGUUUAUAUACUGCAGGUGAUGUCUUCACUUCUACUGGGUUAGAUUAG
Messenger RNA from Miscanthus lutarioriparius, 939 nucleotides. Lineage: Eukaryota; Viridiplantae; Streptophyta; Magnoliopsida; Poales; Poaceae. The record is from the annotation of a GenBank genome assembly.